AUGGUCGGACAGAAUUCGUUCAAAAUCGAGACAUAUCUGCUGGAUCGAGAGCUCGCAAUCCCAACAAAAAGAACUGGUGGCGGAAGUUCGAAUAUUGUCAACACAUUCGUAAGCGUGAAAUACGCUUGAAUAAAUCUAAGCAUGCAAAAUCUCAAUUUUCAGCGCACAAAUUUUGCUGAAGACCAAUUCUGUCAGAAAGACGUGCGAGAACACACGGGAUGCGUGAACGCACUCCAGUUCUCAAGAGAUCAGCAUUUGUUCGCCAGUGGUAAGUUUGAGCGUGUCCUCUGAGCAAUUAACAAUCAUAUUUUUGAAGGCGGCGACGACUUGCACAGCCGAAUCUGGUCUGUCGACGAACUGAUCACCAGAAAACAGCCGAAACCCAAGGCCGUCAUGUGCACACCGCACUUCAUGAACAUUUUUUCGCUCGAAUUCGAUUUAGAGUACGAGUCUAUCUUGGAAACAUCAAAAUAAAUGUGGCAAAGUUUUCAGCGGAAAGCAUAUUUAUUCUGGCGAACGACGGGGUCGAGUUUAUAAACACAACAUCGAGACGAAUCGAUUGGCAUGUGCACCGAGCGUCAGUCGUCGGGAAGACGACGCUUUUCACUUGAAUCAAAAUGUUAGCCAACUCCUGCCUUUCUCUCAGCUGCCAACUUCCCUCUUUCAGCCGAUCGACAAUGAGAUGGUCGUGGUGACGAGACGCCAUCGCAUUUCGUUCCUUGACAGCCGUGACUUCCAAAAUCCGAUUCCAUUCCAACCGACUCUAGGCUUCGGCGGCGACUUUUACACAGCCGAGUUUCAUCCGGUCACUCCGCGACUUUUGCUCGUCAACUCAAAAAAAGGAGGUCCGAAUGUGUAUGAUGUUAGAAUGCCUAUAAGGUCGGUGUUGAAGGGCGCUAGUAUCCACAGUGCUUUCGGCUUUCCAGACCGGUCUACGAGCGCAGUCAGUUUGCGGCAUCCCCGCCUGCCAGCCACUACGCCUGGAUGGGCAGCAUGUGGAGUCCGUCGGGCAAUCAGUUCAUGUCGAUUCGUAACAACGCGUAUCCAGUGUAUUUCGAUGUGAGUGCAUCAUUUUUUUUAGACUAAAAACGCAUUUUCAGCUGAUCAGCAAACGCUGCUUUAACCUGAAGAGCGAGGGAUACCUCAACUGCCAUACAAUCAAAUCAAUGACGUUCAUCGACGAUCACACAGUCGCCACCGGCAGCGACCACUUUGGAAUCCACGUGUGGAAAGUGCCGCGAGCCGGAGAAGACGAAGGAUUUCGGCGAGUGGUACAUCCAAGGCCGGAUGCGUACAUUGUCCCAAAAGCGAUAAAAGUACUUCACGGACAUCGUUCGAUUCCGAACAAUAUGCGUUACUCGACGCUUAAUCAGAUUCUCAUCAGCUCCGGCGUCGAGAACUCGAUCAAAGUGUGGGCAGGACGCCGCAUUCCGUGGUCCUACGAUAUCCCAUUUGUUCGCAAAAAAGCUGGACAGUACUUAGCGCAUGCAGAUGAAGAGACAAUUCGGGAAAAGGAAGAGCGUCGAUUGGUCGAAGACGCGUUGGAUAAAAAUGGAGAGAUGGAGGGAAGGGCCGGAUGGGAGGAGGUGUUCGGAGGAGACCCGACAACCGCAGAGGAUCGGAAAACCCUAGAAUCAUUCGAUAAUAUGAUGCGUCGUGAGAUGCAGCUUGGGAACUAUAACGAUGUAUUCGGCAGCAGUGACAGUGUAAGCGUUGAUUCGCUAAAGAGCUCUGUGCCCGCUGAGCUAACGCUCGGUAGGGGCUCCGCCGCUCGUUUGCUUAUCAGAACUGUUCGGAAAAUCACGUGUUCAUUUCUUAAUUCAUCUGUCAAAGGACAAACAACAAAGAAAGAAAGAAAUAGAUAGCUUUUUAUGAAAUAAGAAUGAUGCUGAUCUAAAUUCUCAUUUUUCAGGACGACGACGACUACUAUCCGUUGAGAAGAGUCAGUAAGUUGAAUCGAACUCUAGUCGAAAAACAACUAAACUCGUAUUCUUUUCAGUACAGUUCUUCGAUCCUGUGCUCGCGGCCGCGUGGGAUCAAGUUGGCUCUUCUGAUGAAGACGAGAACGAGGAAAAUGAGCAGGUGGGAGAGGAAGUAAACAACAGUUCCUCAGAUUCUGAUGAGAAUGACGAUGGAAACGACGAUGAGAACGGCGCUGAAGAGAUCGAUUCUGAAGAUGAAAACAACGACAAUAGCGAUUGA
Molecule: messenger RNA, 2202 nt
Organism: Caenorhabditis sp. 36 PRJEB53466
Lineage: Eukaryota; Metazoa; Nematoda; Chromadorea; Rhabditida; Rhabditidae
Source: the annotation of a GenBank genome assembly